AUGCAGUCAGCGCCAAAAAUGCGGCUGUUGGUGCAGCAGAUGAAGAGGAGGAUCAGCUGGAGCAGCUGCUCAAUGAUGGCAUACUCGACAAAAAUAAGCCCCGUGGAAAUUUCCAAAAUCCUGGAGAAGAAAUUUGAGAAUUUCGAUUUUAAGACUUCCGCAAAUGAAGUGGGAUAUGUGUUAAGUGUAGGAGAUGGUAUAUGCAGAGCGUUCGGUUUGAAUAAUGUGAAGUCUUCAGAGUUGUUGGAAAUUCAUAACAGUGAUGCUUCUGCAGGGGGUGGUGCUUCAAGCAUCACAUAUGGUAUGGCAACGAACUUGGAGUACGACAAUGUUGGGGUCGUUAUAUUUGGUAACGACAGGAACAUAAAGGAAGGAGACAUAAUAAAACGAACGAACAGGAUUAUUGAUGUGAGUGUUGGUCCUGAGUUACUGGGUCGAGUGGUGGAUGGGUUGGGUAAAGAGAUUGAUGGAGGGAAGCCUAUUCAGACAAAUGAAAAGAGGAAGAUUGAAAUAAAGGCACCCGGAAUUAUUGCACGUAAGAGUGUAAAUGAGUCGAUCAUUACGGGAAUAAAAUGCAUUGACAGUUUAGUGCCUAUCGGGAGAGGACAAAGAGAAUUAAUUAUUGGGGACAGGCAGACAGGAAAGACAGCUAUAGCAGUGGACACAAUAAUUCACCAAAAGAAUAUAAAUGAACAAGUACCUGAGAAUGAAAGAGUGUAUUGUAUUUACGUUGCCAUUGGCCAGAAGAAGAGUAACAUUGCCAAAUUGGUGAAUUUAUUAAAAAAGUACGAUGCGUUGAAAUACACCAUCAUUGUAAAUUCCAGCGCAUCUGAUGCUUCUCCUCUUCAGUUUUUAGCUCCAUAUACAGGUUGUGCUAUGGCGGAAUAUUUUAGAGACAAUGGAAAACAUGCGUUGAUUAUAUUCGAUGAUUUGAGUAAGCAGGCAGUUGCAUAUAGGCAGUUGUCUCUUCUUCUGAGGAGACCUCCAGGAAGAGAAGCUUACCCAGGAGAUAUUUUUUAUAUUCACUCGAAACUCCUAGAGAGGUCUUCCAAAUUGAACGACAAGCUGAAAGGGGGGAGUCUUACCGCGCUGCCCAUCAUAGAGACGCUAAAUAAUGAUGUGUCGGCUUACAUACCUACCAACGUCAUUUCUAUUACGGAUGGUCAAAUAUUUCUUGAAAGUGAAUUGUUUUACAAGGGGAUCAUCCCGGCCAUUAAUGUUGGUUUGAGUGUAUCUCGUAUUGGAAGUAGUGCCCAGUACAAGUGCAUGAAGAAAUUAGCGUCCUCCAUGAAAUUGGAGCUAGCUCAGUUUCGUGAAAUCGUGGCCUUUUCUCAAUUCGGUUCAGACUUAGAUGCAUCCACGAAGAAGCUCAUAGAGAAGGGGAAAAUUUUAACGGAAAUAUUAAAACAGAAACAGUACUCCCCUGUUAGCAUCAGCUACCAGAUUUGCCUCAUUUAUGCGGCCACCAAAGAUUACCUCGCCAGCCUUACCAUUGACAAGGUGCAGGAUUUUGAGAAGCGCUACUUUGAGUACCUCGACAAUAACUACGCAGAUGUGCUGAAGAAGAUCCAGGGCAACUGCGACUUGGCCGAGGUGGAGUACCAGAUCAAGGAAAGCAUCGAGCGCUUCCUCGAGCUGUACAAGGCCGAGACGGCGUAA
Molecule: messenger RNA, 1659 nt
Organism: Plasmodium fragile
Lineage: Eukaryota; Apicomplexa; Aconoidasida; Haemosporida; Plasmodiidae
Product: ATP synthase F1, alpha subunit
Exons: 1
Coding region: 1-1659 (552 amino acids)
Biological process (GO): proton motive force-driven ATP synthesis; proton transmembrane transport
Molecular function (GO): ATP binding; ADP binding; proton-transporting ATP synthase activity, rotational mechanism
Source: RefSeq, a predicted model, not a curated record